Messenger RNA from Leptinotarsa decemlineata (Colorado potato beetle), 435 nucleotides. Its product is annotated as protein PXR1-like. The record is from RefSeq and is a predicted model, not a curated record. Lineage: Eukaryota; Metazoa; Arthropoda; Insecta; Coleoptera; Chrysomelidae.
AUGAAGGAGGAAUAUAGGAGACUAAGGGAGGAAAACCAAAAAAUGAAGGACCAUGUGGCAGACAUGAAGAAAGACUGCCAGGAGCUGAACGUCAAAUACGAGACGGACACGCAGAGACUCCAGGAGUUUAUAGAAGAAACAUGGAAGAGACUGGAAAAAGACGAAGCCGAAAAUAAGGCCAAAGACGAGAAGACAGCCGAACUAAUAGACAGAAUAGACAAAAUUGAAGGAAGAAAAACAAGAAAGGAAACCGACAAGGAAGAAGAGAAAAAGAAGAAAGAGAAAAAGGAAACUCGGAAGGACAAACCGAAAACCAACCCUGAACACGAGAAAGGAAAAAAGAAAAGGCAAGCGAAAAAGCCGACAAAAACCCUGAAACAAGGGAAAACAAAGAAGACGCACGAACUACCAAACGGCCAAGAGCCCAGGAGGUAA